UGUAGAUUGGCAAGCGCGAUGUCCGUUGCAGAACCUAAACGCUAUCAAGCUAAGCAGAAGCAGAAAGAUCCGAGGCCACAGGCCCCAGCAAAUGCAACUGAACGCCUGAAAACCGUCGUGCGUCGCCUGCCUCCCAAUCUCCCCGAGGAGAUAUUCUGGCAGAGCGUUCAACCAUGGGUCACUGAUGACUCUGUCACUUGGAAGGUCUAUCAUUCCGGGAAGCUGCGCAAGAGGACGAAUCAGGAGAAUAUCCCCUCACGAGCGUAUAUCGCAUUCAAGAAUGAAGAGGUGCUCGCGACGUUCGGACGUGAAUACGAUGGUCAUCUCUUCAGGGAUAAGGCAGGCAAUGAAUCCCAGGCAGUAGUGGAAUACGCUCCGUUCCAGAAGAUACCCUCCGAGAAGAGAAAGGCCGAUGCGAGGAACGCAACGAUCGAUAAAGACGAAGAUUAUAUUUCUUUCCUUGAAACGCUCAAGAACGCUGAGAAGGCCGAGCAUGUUUCCCUUGAAACAUUAAUUGCAGCAUCUCAACCACCUGCUCCGCCAACAACUACGCCUCUCCUUGAAGCGCUCAAGGCAGAGAAGUCAGCUCAGAAAGAUAAGGAAGCUAUCCUCCGUAACCAUGCACACUACAAGGACCUCGCCCUCGCAUCUUCUGUCAAGAAAGAGGAAGUCAAGAAGAAAGCUCCCGUCCCCACUCCAGCACCGCAGAAACAGCCCGAAGUCAAACCUGCUCCUCUCAGCCGCAAGGCAAAGAAGGCCGCAGCCGCAGCCGCAGCUGUACAGAAAACCGCCCCUCCUGCUCAGACCGCACAAACAAUUUCUUCCGCUGCGAAGGGCGUCUCUGCAGGGAACGCUAACUUGCCAGCCAAGCCUCCCCCACAAACACCUGCUACUCAAGCAAAUUCUCGGCAGCGCCGCCCCUCGCAGAGUCGCCAGCAGCAGGCGCCUAAACUUCCCGUUGCACCACUCCCUCCCAAACCAGCGACACAACCUACUCCUUCUGCCGGUGCAGAGGUCGCGCCAACCGCGUCAUCCUCAGGUCGCAGAGGGCGUCCAGUCGUCGGUAUGGGACGGCACUUUGAGGCUGCCUUGAAUGGCGCGGUUGGCCCCAGCGGGGGAAAGAAACGCGAGAAGGAUACACAGUCAGGUCCCGCAAGUGAGGGUGUGCAAAAAGACGUUCCGGCGAAAUCUAAGGAUACCUCUGCGCUGUCUUCUCCCAGCCCCGGUAUUUCGAGUAUUCUGCAGCGCGGGGAUGGACACACUCCUGGGAGUCCUAUGAUUCUACAGCGUCCUCAGACUGCUCGUGUUGCCGAAGGCCCUGCUGCUGAGUCACACCUUGGUAGAGGGGGGCCGCCGAAGAGAGGUCGUGGCAGAGGUAGGGGAGCUCCUCGUGGUGGCUAGGUGCAACGCUGGUAUGCAGGCCCAUUUUUACCCGCUAUAUAUAACGCCAGUGCGAGGCUAGCGGUGAUUUCAGUUGCGGUGCAUGGUUUGCUUGGCUUAUUUGCAGCACAGUAGUCACUUGGGAGCAGACCAGGCCUUCGAUUUCAAAGGACUGUCGGUCGGUCAUGUUCACUUCGUGCCAGCUGAGAUCGAGCUUGCAGCAUGACUGAUACGUGUGCGCAUCCCUUGAAGUAGAAUUUGCGUGUAAUCAGACCCAGUAUCCCAUGUAUAUCGUGUUUGCCAGUCGUUUUUGUACACGCAUGCAGAGGAAUUAGCAAUCG
Messenger RNA from Suillus paluster, 1721 nucleotides. RefSeq names its product Smg-4/UPF3 family-domain-containing protein. The record is from RefSeq and is a predicted model, not a curated record. Gene Ontology annotation, biological process: positive regulation of translation; nuclear-transcribed mRNA catabolic process, nonsense-mediated decay. Gene Ontology annotation, cellular component: cytoplasm; nucleolus. Lineage: Eukaryota; Fungi; Basidiomycota; Agaricomycetes; Boletales; Suillaceae. Gene Ontology annotation, molecular function: mRNA binding. The transcript has 5 exons. Bases 19 to 1401 code for a protein of 460 amino acids.